Cucurbita pepo subsp. pepo (vegetable marrow) is the source of this 2094-nucleotide messenger RNA. NCBI's taxonomy places the organism in Eukaryota, Viridiplantae, Streptophyta, Magnoliopsida, Cucurbitales, Cucurbitaceae. The record is from RefSeq and is a predicted model, not a curated record.
UACUGGUUGCUAAAGCAAUCGCCCUUCUCUCUUCGGCAUUUUCUCAAACACUUUGGGAGGGACGUUGCAUUGGCAGACUUCAUCCAUGUUUAUGGCUGUUCGGAUUGCCAAUUCUUCGAAGGCCUUGGUCUCGAAUGGGUACAAUGUGAAUUCUUCUCGUCAUCUUCCAUUUUUUUGCUUGAAUGAGUUUGCAAAUUAUGUAUGCAGACAUCGUUUUGUGGACUUGUGGUCGUCGUGGUCACAAAUCCGGUCGAUGACAAGCAGUAAACGCGUUCAAGAUAGAAGCCGCUUGAAGAGGGUGCAAGCUCUUGAAAUCGCGACGGAAAAAUGGAAGGUAGCUUACAAGGUACUCUUCUUGAUCGAAACCCUCAAGCAAGAGCCUGAGAUGAUAAUUCCAGUUAGGAAUUUAGAGCAAUAUCGGAGACAAAUCAAUCUCCCGAAACCGCACAAGAUCGCGGACUUCAUUCGAAAAUCCCCUAAACUGUUUGAACUGUACAAGGAUCAGAGGGGCAUAUUGUGGUGUGGAAUGACUAAACAAGCCGAAGAUUUGAUGGAAGAGGAGGAGACGAUAAUUGAACAACACGCUGACAAGGCUGCCGAGUAUGUUACCAGGUUUUUGAUGAUGUCAGUGAAUAAGCGGCUUCCGGUGGACAAGAUUGCUCAUUUCAGAAGAGAUUUUGGGCUUCCAAUUGAUUUUCGAGCCAAAUGGGUGAAUGAUUACCCUGAACUAUUUAAGUUGGUGAAGUGUGAAGAUGAACGUGAAUACUUGGAGCUUGUUUCUUGGAAUCCUGCCUGGGCUAUAACAGAGCUGGAGAAGAAGUUGAUGGGUGUGACUGAGAGCACUGCAACUCAUACCCCAGGUUUGCUUUCACUUCCUUUUCCCUUGAAAUUUCCUUCCAAUUACAAGAAGAUGUAUAGAUAUGGAGGGAAAAUUGAUCACUUCCAGAAAAGGUCUUAUUUAUCUCCAUAUGCCGAUGCAAGGGAGCUAAAAGCUGGCUCACUAGAAUUUGAUAAAAGGGCUGUUGCUGUUAUGCACGAGUUGCUUAACUUCACCAUGGAGAAGAGACUAGUUACUGAUCACCUUACCCACUUUAGGCGGGAACUUGUGAUGCCUCAGAAGCUAAUGAGACUUCUUUUGAAGCAUGUUGGGAUAUUCUAUGUUUCAGAGAGGGGUAAAAGAUUUAGUGUUUUCUUGACAGAAGCUUAUGAAGGGCCGGAGUUGAUUGAUAAAUGCCCUUUGGUUCUUUGGAAGGAGAAGGUUUUGAGCCUCGCUGGUUAUAGAGGAAAGCGAAAAAGGAUUAAAACUUUUGACGACACUUCUGAAAUGGAGGACAACAGUUUGGCUUUGGCUGAGUAUGACUCUGAGCAGGAUAUGGAGGAUACUGAUUGUUCAGAGGAGGCUGCAUUAGAUGCCAAUACAACUGAAAUGGAAACUAGGGAUCUUGUCAGUGGGUAGAAGGAUUCCGCAUCUUCAUGAGCAUCAAUUUAAUCUAUCUUCUUUAUUGAUUUCUGGAGGAAAGAAACCAACAGUUCGGUUCUAUUUGGAAACAAUCUAUGUAUCUUAUCAUACUAACAGAUAACUUAUGCUAUAUCAACGUUACGCUCGGCCCUCCAGCAGCAGGACUUGCAUUUGAUCAGAACCAUGAAGUGAACAUUUCUCCCAAAAAUCUCACUGUUGCUUGAGAUCUCGAACGUGAUCCACCAUCCAAAGCACAAGAUAUGACGUACUAUAUUAAGUCAGCAUUGAAAGUAAUUGUUUUGGAUGACUUGAUUUGCCGAAUGAACAGAUCUAUAUAUAGGUAUAAAUGGGUUGUUUGAUCCUCACUCCUCAAAUUGCUUGCAGAGUCAUUUAGUGACCAGAGGAUGGAGCUGCAUGUCAUGUCUGCGAAAUGGAUCCUCAAGUGAGGGAAGAUGCAUAUCAUAGCUGAUAGCUAUUUCCUGUUUGUUGUUGGAUCUGCCACAUAAAUAUCUCGACAUUCAGGUUUCUUUCUUACUGAUUAUCAGAAUGAAUUGGGUUCAUUUCUUUGUGAGGUGAAGUAUUGUACAGAAGUCCUAAAAUUAAUCGGUUUAAUAUGUUGGUGAGAUUAUUGAGUA